Molecule: messenger RNA, 488 nt
Organism: Lolium perenne
Lineage: Eukaryota; Viridiplantae; Streptophyta; Magnoliopsida; Poales; Poaceae
Biological process (GO): SRP-dependent cotranslational protein targeting to membrane
Cellular component (GO): signal recognition particle, endoplasmic reticulum targeting
Molecular function (GO): 7S RNA binding; ribosome binding; protein binding
Source: RefSeq, a predicted model, not a curated record
GACCGAACCACAUCCCGAUGCCGCCCAAAUCCAAGGCGGCGGCGGCGGCGGCCGCGGCGGAGCCAGCCGCCGUGGAGGACCUCUUCUCGGCGCUCCACCGCCACAUCGAGGCCGGCGAGUUCCCCCAGGCCGUCAAGGUCGCCGACCAAGUUCUCGCGGCGGCGCCGGGCGACGAGGACGCGGUGCGGUGCAAGGUGGUGGCGCACAUCAAGUCCGACGCCACGGACAAGGCUCUCGCGGCCAUCCGCGCCGCCGAGCGCCUCCCCAUCGACCUCAGCUUCUAUAAGGCAUACUGCUACUACAGGCAAAACAAAUUGCAAGAAGCUUUGGAAAUAUUGAAUGGCCAAGAAGAAACAGCUGCUGUUCUCCAGUUAGAAUCCCAGAUCUAUUACCGGCUAGCAAGAAUGACUGAUUGCUUGAAUAGCUAUGAGAAGCUUCAAAAAUUUUCAUUCUCUAGAUUAGUUUAUGAUGUAAGUGAUAAGUCAUAG